UCGACCUGCUCGGUGAGCUUGAUGACCGGCUCGAAGUGCACGUCGGUCUCCUCCUCCUGUGGCACGGCGUCAGCGUGCGCGCUCGGGCGGCCAGAUCGCGUCCAUCGAGGGACAGUCAACGUACACGGGGAGCAAGGGCAUCAGGGACUUCAGACAUGGCGCGUUUGGUGAUGCAGCGGUCGGGGGAACUGAGAAUAUGAAGACAAGACGCGCACGCUCGCAGAAAGAUGGCAAGAUCAGAGAAUCGGAUCGGCGUUCGCCGUGGAAGCACACGUGACCCAAUUUCGUUCUUGACACGAAGGCAGCGCCCCCCGCACGCUCUGCUCGCCGCUGACCGCGAUGGACUCACGAACAUGGAUACCAAGACUUUGCGCGGCCUGGCUGUCGCUGCUUUGUCUUCUUCCCCUUGUUGCCGCGCACAUAAUUGACGUGCCGGCGGGCAAGAAGGAGUGCUUCUUCGAGGACUUGCAUGUCCAGGACAAGAUGACAGUGACAUAUCAAGUCGGCGGAGGCGGGCAUCUGGAUAUUGACUUCUGGUUGACGGACCCAUCAGGCGAGGUACUGGCGAAGCAGGUCAAGCAGUCAACGGGGACCGCAUCCUUCACCGCAAAGAAGGACGGGAGACACGAAUACUGCUUCUCCAAUAUGAUGAGCUCCAUCGCAGACAAGACCGUCAGCUUCAACGUCCACGGCGUCAUUUACAUCAGUGAAGAUGCCGACAUUGUCGCUCCCAUUGAGCGCGAGAUUCGCUCCCUCUCCAAUGGCCUCACCGCAGUUAAGGACGAGCAGGAAUAUAUCGUCAUCCGCGAACGCGUACACCGGAACACCGCAGAGUCCACAAACGCCCGCGUCAAGUGGUGGUCUAUCAUUCAGGCUGUCGUCUUGUUCGCCGUCGUCGGAUGGCAGGUGUACUACCUAAAAUCAUUCUUCGAGGUUAAGCGCACUAUAUAGCGUUUGGGCUGUGUACGACCUGCAUAUUUAUAACGACUUCUGCAUGGCCUUAUAUGCUGAGUGAUGCGCCACCAAGCUCUACCCGUGAUUCUAUCGUGGUAGGCCUCCAUACAAUCCCAUCGCGGUCUCCGAACCCUCUCAUCACCCCACGGUGUCGCAACCAACCUUCGGCGUCGAAUUCUGUCGGCGUCAAUGUCUUCGGUGUAGCCGAAACAACGAUAUUGCAUCCUUGUUAUAGAUUGGCCGCGCCGGGUCGUCCGUGACCUGUGUAGGUGCGUGUUAUAGUGGACUGCUCGGACUCUGACGCGCCACAUCACUUGCCUCUGACCAAGUGAAGUGUUUCUUCAGCAGGUUGAAGAAUCGCUUGUCGGCCU
Molecule: messenger RNA, 1325 nt
Organism: Schizophyllum commune H4-8
Lineage: Eukaryota; Fungi; Basidiomycota; Agaricomycetes; Agaricales; Schizophyllaceae
Product: supernatant protein factor, C-terminal domain-containing protein
Exons: 6
Coding region: 340-951 (203 amino acids)
Biological process (GO): Golgi organization; endoplasmic reticulum to Golgi vesicle-mediated transport; protein retention in ER lumen
Cellular component (GO): Golgi apparatus; endoplasmic reticulum-Golgi intermediate compartment; endoplasmic reticulum
Source: RefSeq, a predicted model, not a curated record